AUGCUGGUCUUUCUUACGACCCAGUUGUCGAUGAUGUUUCGUUUAGAUAAGAGGCUUGAUUCUGCAAACAUCGUUGAACUUACUUCCUUUAAUCACAGAAAUGAAGAAUCGGCCUUUUCGUCUCAAGAUUGCGUGCAAACAAACGGCGUGCAAAAGACGAUUGGAAAUGAUGUCUCAUGUGCAAGAGAAAUUAUUGGGCCAACUGGUACAGUCCGGGGGUUCAAAAAUAUGAUAAAAGAAAGAAAGGAGUGCUUGAGAGUAGGCUUUGUUGGAAAAAGUGUUGAGGUAGGUCCGCACAAAGCUUCAAUGCACUGUGUAAGAUUGGUCUGAGUAGAUCUAGGUACUUAACUUUGCUCCGUGUUAAUUAUUUAUGCAAACAUCGAUACGUCUUUGUCACAAACUCGCUAUCCCAAUUUUUCUUCUUUUUAUUUAAUAGGAAAAGGAAGAAGGGAAGAUCAUUGUGUACACCACAUCGAUGGGAGGAAUUCGCUCCAAAGUGGAGGAGUGUGCAUACGUCAAGAAAUUGUUCGACAAUUUGGGACUUAAAGUAGAUGAGCGGAAUAUAUUUAUGCAUAAGGAUUAUCAAAACCAGCUUGACAAAAGACUAGGAAUUCAGAACGCUUCCGUGCCGCAUGUGUUUGUAAAUGGAGCUUCUUUAGGGGUAAGAUGAGUGUGUCAUGGUAAAUACUUUGGUGACCGGUUCUUGAGGAAUUGAUUGAUUAAAAUUGCUCACAUCAUUUUAAAGCGACUACUUACUACCCUACUUGAUACUCGAGUAUUGAAAACCUAAGUGAAAAAACUUGUUGUCCGCAAAUGUAAAAGCAAUAUGUGAUGACAAUUAUUGUUUUGAUUUGUUGUAUAGUUCAUUUUGCACAUUACCCUUUGUGGGCCUUUAAUCAAAGUUAUGGCAUGCAAUUAUAUCAGUCCCGCACCAUAUCCGUCGUUGUUGUGUUCUCCUCAACGGUUUUCAUAGCAAUCAAAACAACAAGGCUUAUUUGCAUACCGUCUUGUUUUAUGACAAUAUGCCCCAAGACUGCGUAGAUUGUACUCCCCCAACUUUUAACAGCAUAUUGCACCAUAUCCGUCGUCGUUGUGUUCCCCUCAACGGUCAACAACAAAGGCUUAUUUGCAUACCGUCUUGUUUUAUGACAAUAUGCCCGAAGACUGCGUAAAUUGUACUCCCCCAACUUUUAACAGCAUAUUGCCUUGCUUUGUUGCAUAAACAGUGAUCACAAAAAUAUAAUUCAGCCAUAAGAAAAAGAUGCCGAAUAAAACGUUUUUGUUCGAUAAAUUUUCCAUAAUGCCAUAUAUCCAGAUAUUCUUACACCUGAUUGCGAUAACGUUGUCACAAAAAAUGUUAGACAAGACAAAAAAGCAAAAAAAGAAUUUGUUAAACAUAUCCAGUUUUUCAUGCUUUUCCAAAGCACUGACUAAUCGUAGUAUAAAAUAGAAUAUAGGUUUUGCAUUUUGUCCUCCUCAUACCCACAGCCACGCUCAUUCUUUAAAGAGAAUGAGCCAGUCAGGGUAUUCCAGGAUAUUCAUGGUGUUUUUUUAUGAGUAGUUUUUUAUCUAUCACUUUUAGCCACAGUUUUCACAGUUUUUCUGAGAAAUUUGCACGGAAGCAUGCAAAAUAAAAGCACCUGUUUGAGUGCAAAAACGAAAGGCGAUAUCUUUUUCCCAGAGGAAUUUUUUCAACUAAUAUUGCUUUCCUGCUGGGCAAUGGGGUGGAAGAAAUCUUAAUCAUCGGUUAGCUUUGCUUAAUUAAUGUUAGAUUAUUAAAGAUGGCGGGUUUCUUGGAGAGUGGACAAUGCUCCUGCACAUAGGAUGCUGUGAGUUGCCCAAAAAGCUGAAACUCCGACGCCCAGUAGCCUCCCUGGCAGACUUUCUUAAGGAUUCGUCACGCGUUUGAAAGCGUGACGAAGCCCUAAGAAGUUUGCGUUGGAGGCUGGGCUAAGAGUUGGUGAAAAACUGCAAUCAAGACUAAUGCAGUUUUAAAACUUCUUUUCCUUUUCCCCCAGGGCGUUCAAGAACUAGAACAAAUGAACGAAACUGGAGAACUAAAGAGACUGCUUCAAAGCUUUGAGGUAGAAUGAAAAGAAUUACCUUUUAGGGUAACGUUUUGGGUAGAGGGUCCUAAUUGAAUCUCUGGGGAUUCCUGGUCUUAAAACACUUUAAACAAAGACUUCAUGGAUAACAUCUGUGUGCUACUUGCAUCAAAUAACGUGCUCUUCAAGCGGAGCGAAAAGUUCCAAAAAUGUCAAAAAUGUCACCCACUCAAUCCCAAUCUAGUGACCCUCGGAUCAGACUCGGUGGUAGCAGCUUUUAGACUCAAGUAGCUUGCAAAGUUUAAUUGGAAGAGCUGAUGCUAGCUCGUUUUACCUAAAUAGUUCAUCAAAAAAAAAUUGUUAAAUCUAAAGGGGAUUCACCAUGUGUUGUCAGUUGAAAUGAUAGCUGGGUGUUUUUUUUCUUCUAGAGGCGGGAUAACAAUAUAUGCCACAGCUGUGGUGGUUUUCGGUACAUCAACUGUACUCAAUGCCAUGGAAGCAGGAGAUCACGAACAACAAGAAUUUCUAGACAGAUCAGUGUUCUCCGAUGCACUGCGUGCAAUGAGAAUGGAUUACAACGCUGCUCGGAGUGCAGCAGCUCAAUGUAA
This is a messenger RNA of Porites lobata, 2653 nucleotides long. Lineage: Eukaryota; Metazoa; Cnidaria; Anthozoa; Scleractinia; Poritidae. The record is from the annotation of a GenBank genome assembly.